Molecule: messenger RNA, 3137 nt
Organism: Chenopodium quinoa (quinoa)
Lineage: Eukaryota; Viridiplantae; Streptophyta; Magnoliopsida; Caryophyllales; Amaranthaceae
Product: pentatricopeptide repeat-containing protein At3g61520, mitochondrial-like
Exons: 1
Coding region: 317-2590 (757 amino acids)
Molecular function (GO): protein binding
Source: RefSeq, a predicted model, not a curated record
UAUUUCAUAAUAGUUACUAGUGAAUUUUAACAAAAAAAAAAUAUAAUGAGUGCAAUCCAACUCAGCUACAUUCAUACAUGAAAAUUUAAUUAGAGAAUAACAAUAAAUCAAUAGCAUUCCUCAAUACAGAUUACAGAGUAUGUAAUUAUGUAUUGCCCUUAGCUAUCAACCGUAUGGUAUACCCGACCAUAACCGCGCCGCAACCUCUUAGCAACCAUUGUGGGUGUAAGCAACCCGUUUUAUGUACUGCCUUCAAAUUUGACUCCCUUCCCCCCAAAAUUGAUUCCCUUCUUCCCCAGAGAAAAAACAGAGUAAGAUGAGCAUCGCAUCAAGAGUACCAAUCUGCUCAAAACUCCUUCGUUUACUCAAACAUCAAAACCCUCAAAAUCACGCCUAUUUCCUUCACUCAUCCAUCGAAAACCCCUCAAAUGCUGAAUCGCCUAAAAUAGACCUUUCAUCAUCAUCUUCAAUUGUAACCCAAAUCGUCGAAAUCCUCAAAUCCAACGAUAAUGAAAGCUGGAAGACAAACCAAGAGCUUUCUAAUCUUCUCUUCUCAGAUUCUAAUUCUCUCUCCUCCAAUCACAUCCUCCAAAUCACUCGUCGUUUGGGCGAUUCUUCAACAGCCCUCAAUUUCGUCGAACACCUUCGCUCCAAUUCUCCUUGCCCAGAUGAUAAUCUGCUUUCUUCUGCAUUUCAAGCUGUUUUUGAGCUUGCUUCUCGAAAACCCAGUUGGAAAGAGAAGCUCUUCGACCUCCUUAACACUUCCAUAGAGAUGGGUGUUCCUUUGAAGGUUAAUUCUGUUAUUCUUUUCAUUCAAUGUUUAGGGCGGGUUGGAAUGACUGAGAAACUAAUGAUGAUGUAUAAUGAAUUAGAAUCCCAGUUGAAGAUUACCCAUGUUCGGAAUGCGUUGAUUGAUCAGCUUCUUAGAAAUGGGUGUUUUGUUGAUGCACUCCAGGUGCUCGACGAUAUGCUCCAACCAAAUGUGGAUUUCCCGCCAAAUUCAAACACUGCUGCAAUUGUUUUUUCGGUGAUGUUGGAAGCUAGGAAGCACGGAAAGGGGUUAUCUUGGGAGGAACUUGUGGAGCUAGCGUUGAAGUUUGGCAGACACCGCGUGUUUCCUGAUACUGUUCUGUUGACGCAAUGGAUUACUGAACUCUGUAGGGCUAGAAAGAUUGACAUGGCUUGGAAGCUUUUGAUAGCUUUCAUGGAAUUGGAUGGACCUGUUGAAGUUGCACCAUAUAAUGCCUUGCUGGCAGGUUUGGCAAAAGACCGCCAAUUUAAAAGAAUGGAAGAAUUAUUGGAAGAGAUGCUGGCGAAAGGCAUAAGUGCUAAUGUUGUGACUCUUGGGAUUAGUAUCAAUCACCUUUGCAAGUCUUUUAAGAUUGAUGAAGCGAUCAAUUUGUUUGAGAAAAUGAGGAACGGUAAGAUAAGUGCACACAUUGAGCCGGAUGUAAUAAUCUAUAAUACUCUCAUCAACGGGCUAUGUAAAGUUGGUCGUGCAGAAGAAGUUUUAGCUAUGAUGAGAAAGAUGAUAUCAGAAGGUAAAUGCUCCCCAAUUAGUAGCACUUAUAAUUGUCUGAUUGAUGGAUUUUGUAAAGUUGAUGAGGUUGAGAGAUCUCUUGAAUUGUUUGAUGAGAUGGAGAAGCAAGGAGUUCAACCAAAUGUUGUUACUAUUAAUACUUUAGUGGGUGGUAUGUGCAGAGAUGGUAAAGCUGGUAAUGCGCUCAAGUUCUACCGUCAGAUGGAAGGAAAGGGGCUAAAAGGAAACAAAGUAACUUAUACUACGUUGAUUAGUGGUUUCUGUGGUGUAAAUAAUAUCAAUAAAGCAAUGGAGUUGUUCAAAGAAAUAAGACAAACAUGUGCAUUAGAUGCCAUUGUGUACUAUAGCCUGAUCUCUGGCUUGUCCCAAGCAGAGCUUAUGGCUGAUGUUGAGUCAGUUUUAUUCGAGAUGAAAAGUGCUGGAUUUCUCCCUGACAUUCGGUGUUAUAAUGUGAUGAUCAACGGCUUUUGCAAGAAGAAUAAGUUGGAUAAAGCUCAUCAGUUGUUGGAGGAAAUGAAAGAGGUUGGACUUGAACCUGAUAGUAUUACCUACAAUACUUUGAUCUCAUAUUUCAGCAGAACCGGGGACCUGAAACCAGCUCGUAGACUGCUUAUACAGAUGGUUGAAAACAAGAUUGCUCCUACAGUUGUCACAUUUGGAGCACUAAUUUAUGCAUGUUGCAGGGCGGGAGAGCUUGAUGAAGCCAUGAAAAUUUUUAAGAAAAUGAGUUCAUCCAGCAGGACUCCUCCCAAUACUGUAGUAUACAAUGUCUUAAUAGAUGCUCUUUGCCAGAAGAAUGAGUUGGGGAAAGCACUCUCUCUUUUUGAAGACAUGAUAGCCAAGGGCGUGGGACCAGAUUCGAGUACCUUCAAUGCCUUAUUCAAAGGCCUACGAGACGAGAAUAAGCUUGAUAAAGCUUUAGAGCUUAUGGGGAAAAUGACUGAAUUGGAUUGUCAUCCUGACUAUAUAACCAUGGAGAUACUCACAGAGUGGCUUCCUGCAGUAGGCGAAGAUGAUAAACUUAAACAGUUUGUAGAAGUAUACAGGUGACUCUGUAUGAAGAGUGGCUUUCUGGCAAUGAGAGGUUCUACUUCGCAUCUUGUAGAGGAAGAUGCUUUAAUUUGUCGCUCUUUAAAUAAGUGGAACUUCAAAUUUUCUAAUCACGUCUAACCAAAAGACCACUCCGGAUUACAAUUCAGUGUUAGUAAGCUGUAUGAAGCCAAGGUACAUGGUACGCAGAGAAAAGAUGCUGCAACAUCGCUAUUAGCUGCCCGUUCAACCCACCACAUUUAACUGAAAGUUGCGUUUUAGGCUCAGCUGAUUUAGGGAGCUGAAAGCCAGAGCUCAAAGUCCCCUUUUUCUGAGAGGAUAAAGUGAUGUUGUACCAACAUUUCCGUUGGGUUGAUUUUCAGUCAUUCAGCAAAGAUGCAGACACAGUAAGGGAAACCCUUGUCUGCAAUAAGCACGAUGUAGAUGUAUCGGUUUUUAUUUUCUAUGAAAAGGACUAUUUUUGUGCUGCAAUCCAAUAACCGUAGUCUUAAUUCUUAAUUACUUUCUUCAACAUAAUACUCGUAUUAAGUUGGGAAUUUUGUUCAGU